AUGGCGGAGGUUUUGUAUUCAAAGAGUUCAAUGAAAAGUGAAAUGUUCGAUGAUAGUGAGUCAAAUAUUAAAGCGGACUUUUUCGAUGGCAAAAUUGAGGAGCUUCCUACGGAUAACUCUGACAUAUUCUUCGGUUCUGAGUCCUCGGAGUUUUUCCCCGGAAGUGAUCCGUAUGGCGAUCUUUUUCUAAUGGAUCCUAAUGAUCUUCUGGGCGUCCGUGAGGAAGUUGUUGGGAAUGAACCUUCAAAGAGUUCGGAAGAAAUUCCUGUCCCUGGAUUGCCUCCUAGUGGCGAAAUCACUCUCCCUCCUCGUCGGGAUUUUAGGCGAAGGAGGAUGAAACAGAAGCAGCUAUGUAAAGGGAAUCAAAGUACGGAAGACCGCGAUAGCUCUGAUAUAGAGGACUUCUCUAUUCCCAUAACUCCCAACCAGCAGUCUUUUGAACCCGAGCCUUUUCCCGUACAGGGUCGUGUUGAUUGUCAGAUGCGCUCCUCGAUCUCUGUCGCUGAUGGCGUCCGUCCAAAAUUUGUUAAAUUCAAUCCGGCCGUUCCCUCAAAUGGUGUAGGAGUAGCACAGAACGGCGUUGUCACCACUCACAGGAUCCUGGCAUUCAAGCGAAAGGCAGAUUAUGGACGUCAACUUCUUCCCCGUGCCUUAAUUCUGCAGUUUUUUGAUCGGGUCUCCCCACGCCAUCUACAAGGAAAUACUUCGAACUUGCAUCGUGUCAAACUUCGUGUUAGUGUUCAAGUCUUACGCGUAUGUUCUUCGUUGUUUCGCCCCUCAAUAGGUCAGAGCCAGUCUGUGAGUUCGAGCUCAAAUGUUGUUGCGAUGACUGUUGCGACGCUGAAGCGACGAGGUACUGCGGGUUUGUUUGGCACUUCGCUCCCUGAGUAUGGCGAUGUGUCUUUCCCUGGUUCAAGUCACCAAGCCUUGCAGGCUUCCCAACAGGGUCGGACAGUGGCUUGCCCCCAUAAAAACUGCGGGAAAUUGUUUCGCGAUAAUUCUGCGAUGCGGAAACACCUACACACCCACGGUCCUAGGGUGCACGUCUGCGCGGAGUGCGGUAAGGCUUUUGUGGAGUCCAGCAAGCUCAAGAGGCAUCAGCUGGUGCACACAGGGGAAAAGCCCUUCCAGUGUGCAUUCGAGGGUUGUGGGAAGCGAUUUUCCUUGGAUUUUAAUCUGCGUACACAUUAUCGGAUUCAUACUGGCGACCGCCCAUACCUCUGUCCUGUUGAGGGUUGCAGCAAGCGUUUUGCUCAAUCUACCAAUCUCAAAUCACACCUCUCUACUCACACCAAAGUCCGAUUUCGGGGUCGGGGGUAUGUUCCACAGUCAUCUGCGUCUGCCUAUCUGGCAGCAUCCAACAGCGGCUACGAUUCUGACUAUGCGGCUUUCCCCUCAAUUCAACACUCCCCGCAUCAAAACCAACAGCAUCAUCGUUCACUUAUGUUGUCAUCAUCUAUCAGUUCCUCAACUCGCCUUCCAGACGGUGGGAUUAUUGCCGCCAGACAUCCCAGCCUAUCCUCUCCUUUCGUAAUUGGUACAACACCCAAUUUGGCGGAAGGAGAUGAGAAUGAAGAGCAUUCCACGGGUCUCAUGAUUGAUGAGCCACCCUCUUCCUCGUCUUCUCCGCCCCGACGCCGAGUUCACACUGCUGGUCUUAGAUCUGGCGGUGGCAGUAGCAGCACCGGUGGUAAAAUUAAGGUGUCUAGUGAUCUCUUGAGCGACUCAAACUCCUUCCUGUAA
This is a messenger RNA of Hydatigera taeniaeformis, 1743 nucleotides long. The record is from the annotation of a GenBank genome assembly. NCBI's taxonomy places the organism in Eukaryota, Metazoa, Platyhelminthes, Cestoda, Cyclophyllidea, Taeniidae.